Messenger RNA from Penicillium atrosanguineum, 3879 nucleotides. RefSeq lists its product as uncharacterized. Lineage: Eukaryota; Fungi; Ascomycota; Eurotiomycetes; Eurotiales; Aspergillaceae. The coding region runs from base 1 to 3879 and encodes 1292 amino acids. Gene Ontology annotation, molecular function: anaphase-promoting complex binding. Gene Ontology annotation, biological process: activation of protein kinase activity; mitotic DNA replication checkpoint signaling; mitotic G2 DNA damage checkpoint signaling. The record is from RefSeq and is a predicted model, not a curated record. The transcript has 2 exons.
AUGUCCUCGCCGUCUACGCCGCGGUCGACGCGCUCCGCGUCCCCAGCCGGCAACUCGCCCAACAUUCUAACACCCGGGCAGAAGAUCAAAGCCAUGAUGGCAGAGUUCGACAGUGACUCGGAAACUGAGACCCAUCUCACCAAGACAUCACGCCCCAUUUCGAAGCUGGACUUCACAAUUAACAAUACAUCGACUACCGAGACGCGUCAACGAAUUCAUCUUGCCGACUCAGAAGAUGACUCGGAAGACGCAGAUGAUAUUGUCAGACCCAAGGGCCGCAUGGCGGCUCGCAUGCAAGGAAACGCCAAUGCUUCUGAAAGAGACACGGCUUUCUCUCACUUGUCCAACGUUCUGCGGAAGGAACAAGAGCAAGCAAAGAAAAGCCCCACAUACGAGGAUUCCAGCGAAGAUGAUCUCCCCGCUGCAGCGCCUAAGAGAAAGAGCAAGAGCAAAGCUCAACAAUCAUCAGUUCCAAGCGAUCAGUCUCGCCGUUCACCCUCUCGUGCUCGCACCGUCUCUCCCUUGUUCGUCUCUUCCCCAGCAGCGCCACACAAUGAACCCGCCAGCGAUCAAGAUUCAGACGAAGAGAUGGACAGAAACCCGAAAUCCAACGCCAGGUUCCUUGCUCUCGUCGCCCAAAAACGCAAGGAGCGCGAAGAACGUGAAAAGAUCGAGGCAGAGCAAAAGGCCACCAAGCGUGCCCAGAUGGAACAAUUUAGCUCUGAGAUGCUUUCUGGGGAGGAUAGCGAAACUGAUGAUCCAAGCUCUGCGAAGAAGCUGAGCCAAAUUGCCCGUCAACCACGGAAAGCCAGCAAAAAAGCAUUAGAGGAAAUGAGCCGAGAGACCCAGCGGAUGAGCCGAAAUAUGCAAUUGGCGCAUCAGGCACAAACAAUUAAGAAAAUCACCAAGGAAAGCUUGUUUGCUCGAUUCAACUUUAUGCAACCCGAUGUCCCAACUGUCGAGGCUCCUACCGCGAAUUCAUCAUCAACGGCUGGCUCGCAACAAUCAUCUGACGGCGAGGUCACUCAAAAGAAGAACGAUACACCUCACACUUCCCCAAUCCUUGGACCUUCCGAUUCAGACAAGCCGAUUGCCGACGUCUCUGUACAAAAUCAAUCAGAGAUCGGUGGGGACGAUACGUCUGCGGAGACCGCUACAUCUACUCUAGCUGACCGCUUCAUCAAAGCUAAUGAUGCGCCUAAGGAACUCAAAGAACCAUUUGUUGCCGUUACUGUCGACUCUUCAGAGCUCAAAUCAAACGCCACCAAGCCCAAGAGCGAGUCACGCAAGAUGACUCAACCAUCGGUUCGUGUUCUAAUGUCUAGACACGAUGUCGCCCAGCACAACAAGGAUGAUUCCGAUAGCGAUGAUCUCGAGGUGGUCACGUCGCCUGCCAAGGCUCGUCGUAUUGCUGCUUUCGAGAAUCUGCCUUCUAGGCAGAUGCAAGAAUCAUCUUCGAUGACAAGACUGAAGGCUUUAGCACACUUGACAUCGCCAACCCGCAAGACUACUUCUAUGACUUCCGCAGAACUCUCCGUCAGUCUGCUCUAUAGAGCCCGACAGCAAGCUGCCAAAGAGAGGCGUGAGCGUAUGGAUGAGCUUAGGGCAAAGGGCGUUGUCAUUGAGACUGCCGAAGAACGUGCUGCCAUGGAAGAUAACCUCGAGAACCUGGUGGAGAAGGCUCGUCAGGAGGGCGAUGAAAUUGCGCGCCAAGAGCGAGCGGCCAGGAAGAAGGCGCAAGGUCUCGAUGAAGAUGAUGAGGAUGAUGACGACUUUGUAUUCUCCGGUUCUGACGACAAUGGAUCUGGCGAAGACGACGAUGACGAUGAUGGACAGUGUGUCAGUGAAAAACUAAAAUUCCUUGACCAGGGUGCCAAUGAAGACGACGAUUCCGCGGACGAGCAGAGCGAAAUGGCGCCAUCUGAUGUUGAAGAGGAGGUCUCAGAGUCUCGGCGCAAGCGUCGGACUCGCGUGGUCAGCGACGACGAAGAUGAUGAGGAACCACAAGUACCAUCAACCCCGGUCAGACCACCAUCCGAUGCGCCUCAAUCUGCCGAGCGACCUCAGUUCCCUGGCAUGCAGUCUCCUAGUAUGUCUAUGGGAUUGACCCAAGCAUUUGCUGGCACUCUGGCAGAUGACGAUGGCGCCAGCCAAACAAGGUCAGAGGCUGCUGUUUUCUCUCUUCCCGACCCAGGCCGCCCUAUUCCCAGGCUCCAGGCCGAAGACUCCGAAAUUCUCGUUCGAGACAGCCAGGAACAGUCCAAUGAUCAUGACUUCAUGUCCAACUACAAUCCAAGCAUCGCCAGAGUGUCCGAAUCCCCUGCCAACCACCGCUUCUCGCAGUAUUCCCAGCUUCCAGAUCCGACCCAAGACGAAGGCUUUGUGUUCUCGCCAUUCGACCCUGCCAAGCGUUUCCGAGAAACGCCACCAGUGUCGACUGUAGAUACCGUCCUUAUAGGACAGAGCCAAUCGCCAGUCGCUGAAAGAAAACGCAAGCAGCUCCGAAGGGGCCGUGCAGCCGAUAUGUCUGUUGUUGAGGAAGAGGACAAUGAAGGCGACUUUGAGAUUAACGCCAAUGCCUUCAAUGUCAUGAAGAAAGCCACUAAGAAAUCGACUGUUGCCUUUGAUAAGAAGAACAGCAAAGCCAAGGGAAUUGUUGAUGAGGCUGCGGAGGAAUCUGAAGAUGAAUACGCCGGUAUUGGAGGAGCCAGUGAUGACAGUGACGGGGAAGAAGAUGCCUACGAUCACCAAAUGAUCAAUGACCAGAGUGGCGAGGUUGUUGAUGAAAAACAACUUGCCGCAUUGAACGCUGAGCACCAACGAAACCGGGACGAGAAGGAUGUCAACAAGUUGAUGAGAGAUAUCACGACGGGCGCUCUGCGACGUCGCCGCAAUGCCGAUGAUGACCUUGAUCUUGACGACUCGGACGACGAACGACUAGCACGUCGACGCGAGAAGCAACGCGAGUUUGCCAAGAUGCGCCGUGCUCUUCUUGCGGAUGAGAAGAUCGGUGCACUCGCCGAGAACCCAAAGAAGGCUGCAUUCUUCAAGGCCAUUGAAGAUCGUGAAAUGGAGGAUGAUUUCGAGUUGGACUUCCUGGAAGAGAAGGAGGGUGGUUCUCAAGUCGAAUCACAAGAUAUUGCAUCCCAGGAACAAGUCGAAACUGCACAUGACGGCAAGAAGCGCAAGAGACCUCUCGAGCCAACUGCCGAAGAUGCUACCAACCGACCUCCGCCCAACCUUCGCCGCACUCCUGCCAGUGCGAUGUCCAAGAAGCCCGCCACUCUGGCCGAGAUCCGCGAGACCCUGUCCUUCCUGACAGAGACCCCCGAAUACGACUCAUUCCACGAGGACGCCUCUAUUGAUGACGAAGGCGUCGAGGAAGAAGGCGGUUCAAACAUAUCCGGCACAGAAGAGGCUUUCUCAGAUGACGGAGGCUCCCAACCCAAGGAUGGCUUCGCCGUCCCCACGCACCCACGCCGCACUCGCGGCCCAGUCGUCGACCGCCUUGCCCUCCUCCGCCAAGCAUCAUCCAACUCCGCUACGACAUCAGGAUCCUCAAACACCAAACAGGCUUUCCACAGUGGCAACUCGGACGGCCCCAUCGGAUUCCGUCCGCCACAGCUCCUCCGUCGCGUCACUGGAGGCUCAACUUCAUCCAACUCCAGCUCUUCUUCUACAAGCCGCGUCUCCAAGCCUAGUGCCUCUGGUCCGAAAAAGGGCGGUGCUGUUAACUCUUACACUGCUGCGCGUGAACAAGAGCGCGAAAAACAGCUGCGUAUGAAGCAGCGGAGUGGUGGUACUAAUAUUACGAAGCUGUUGAAUAAGCAUGCAGGUGGUAGUCUUGGUGCACUGGCUGGAAAGGGACAAUGGGAUUGA